Messenger RNA from Magnolia sinica, 2154 nucleotides. RefSeq lists its product as uncharacterized. The record is from RefSeq and is a predicted model, not a curated record. NCBI's taxonomy places the organism in Eukaryota, Viridiplantae, Streptophyta, Magnoliopsida, Magnoliales, Magnoliaceae. Gene Ontology annotation, molecular function: protein binding; protein-lysine N-methyltransferase activity. Gene Ontology annotation, cellular component: nucleus. The coding region runs from base 16 to 1854 and encodes 612 amino acids. Gene Ontology annotation, biological process: peptidyl-lysine monomethylation. The transcript is spliced from 12 exons.
AUAAAAAAAAUUCCAAUGGUCUUAUUUCAACAAACAAGUGUCCACGGAUCAGCGGUUGGGAUUGAUCACAAAUCUGAAUUUUUUCCUUCCACUCUCAGUGUCAGUGUUUUCCACAACUUGUCUGUUUGUUUGAGUUUAGUGUAUGUGCUGUGUCCAAUUUCUGAGUGCGUGCGUAUCAAGAGUCACACUCUACCAGAGUAUCAAAGAACUACCCUUUCCAUUUUCUCCUCCUGCUGCAAAACGCCUCAGGCCGUCGUCUCUGAAACUGCUUGCGUCUGGAUUCCCGCCAGCAGCCCUCAGCAGAAAUUAUUACAUGCAAGGAAUAUUGAUACUGAGUUUAAGUUGCCACUGCCGGGCUCUUCUCCAGUAGAGGCUCUCCAGAUAUUGGAUGAAAUGGUCCGAGCUGCAAGGAUCCUUCACAUGGAUGAGAUGGAGAUCUACUUCGCUGGAGACGAUGUGUCUGGUCCCUUAAGCCCAAGGAAUGAGCUGGAGUCUCUCAAUUCCAUCCUCUCAGUGAUAAAUUCCAUGAUCCCGUGUGCUGUGGACAAUGGAAUGAAACUUUUGCAAGUUCUUCAGGACGCAACAGUAGAUAUGAUCAAAUCCUAUGGGGCAAAGAGUAAUGAGGAAAAGAUAAUUAAAACGUGUAGCUCUGGUGCUGAAGAGCAGCUGCUGCAGUGGGGGAAAAAUCUCGGCGUGAGAACAAAGCUACAGAUAGCUUAUUUUGAAGGAGCUGGAAGAGGAGCAGUGGCAGUUGAAGACAUAGACAUUGGGGAUGUGGCUUUGGAAAUCCCCGAGUCUCUCAUCAUAUGUGAGGACCUUGUUUAUGAAUCUGACAUGUUUCAUGUGCUGAAGGAUAUGGAUGGGAUGACAGCCGAGACGAUGCUGUUGUUGUGGGGCAUGAAGGAGAGGUACAAUGCCAACUCAAAAUUCAAGAUCUACUUUGAGACAUUGCCAAAGGAUUUUAAUACAGGAUUGAGUUUUGGAAUUGACGCACUUUCUAUUUUAGAGGGAAGUCUGCUGUUUGAAGAAAUAUUGCAAGCAAGAGAGCACUUACGUGGGCAAUACGAUGCAUUAUGCCCGGCAUUAUGCGCCGAUCAUCCUGAUAUAUUUCUAGCUGAGCUAUAUACAUGGGAUCAGUUUCUUUGGGCCUGUGAGCUUUGGUAUUCUAAUAGCAUGAAAGUCGUUUUUGCUGACGGAAAGUUAAAGACAUGCUUGGUUCCUGUUGCAGGCCUGCUCAAUCACUCGCUAUGCCCGCACAUACUGCACUAUGGUAGAGUAGAUUCGGCAACAAAUUCCUUACGCUUUCGUCUAUCAAGACCGUGCAAAGGAGGAGAGCAAUGCUAUCUUAGCUAUGGGAGCCUCUCCGGUUCUCAUCUAGUUACCUUUUACGGUUUCCUGCCAAAAGGGGAUAACCCUUAUGACGUCAUUCCUCUCGAUAUCGACACUCAUGCGGAAGAUGCUGGGGACCAGCCAACAAGAAGUGAAACUGAUUGGACCACUCACAUGGUGCGAGGAACGUGGCACUCUAACGAUAAAAAGCUCUAUGCUUAUGGGUUACCUUCUCCAUUGUUAGCGCAUCUUCGUGAGGCCUUGCGAGAGGAUGACCAUCUGUUGUCUUCAAAGGCUCCCGGUUGUAUUGAUAUGACCAAGGACAAUGAACAGGCUGUCCUCCAAACGAUUCUCUCCAUCUUUGGUCCCAUGAUGGAGGGACUUGGUGAGUCAGACGAUUUCAACAGGGAAAAUUGUAGUUGGGAUGUAAAGCUAGCGUUAGACUUCAAAGACCUACAAAGGAGAAUCAUCAGAUCAGUUUUGGCGUCUUGUUCUGCGGGUCUUCAAAUGUUGGACAGCCUCUAGUUGGAGAGUUUUACAGGAAAUCAGGACCCAAGGAGCAUUGUCUAUCACUAGUGGGCCCCAUCACAUCAACGGUCUUGAUUAUCAAAUGAUGACCUUGCUUAUAGGAAAUCAGAACCCAAGGUCACCGCAGCGGGUUUGCCUCGGCUCAGAUCAUUCCUCGAACUUUCAUUUUAUUUAUUUAUUUAUUUUAUAUUUUAAUUCUGAUCAGAUGAUGAUAGAAGCAUUAAAGAUGUGAUGGAUUGCUUCUGUGGUGGCAAAUUUGAUUCUCAAGCAAUUGAUGGUUUUUUUCUAUUUUAUUUA